AUGGCUGUAACUUUCACUCAUUCUGAGGUACAGGGAGAGACGUUACGUGAAAAACGUGGCGUAUUUACAAAAAAUUUCUUUGGUGGUGUUUGGGGAAAUCGACCACCUUUGCUCGAAGCGAAGCAGCCCAAGAACACGUGCAGUUGUAAGUGUGGCGAACGAAAUGAAGUAUCCAGAAUAGUAGGUGGCGAGGAAGCAGGCAUAAAUGAGUUUCCCUGGAUGGCUAAACUCUCAUAUUUCAAAAGAUUCUAUUGCGGAGGCAUGUUGAUCAACGAUAGAUACGUGCUUACUGCUGCUCAUUGUGUUAAAGGAUUUAUGUGGUUCAUGAUAAAAGUAACGUUUGGAGAGCAUAAUCGGUGUAACGCCACGCAACGACCGGAGACUCGAUUUGUUAUUCGAGCUAUCCCUAAUAAAUUCAGCCUUAGCAAUUUUGACAAUGACAUCGCCUUGCUUCGUCUCAAUGAAAAAGUCCUCAUGAGCGUCGCUAUAAAACCCAUAUGCUUGCCUACUGACCGCAAGAACUUAUAUGUCGGGGCAAAGGCAGUUGCAUCAGGUUGGGGCACUCUUACCGAAGAGGGUAAGGUUUCUUGUACACUACAAGAGGUAGAAGUCCCUGUUAUGAGCAAUGAGGAAUGUAGAAACACGAAGUAUUCAUCGAAUAUGAUUACUGAUAAUAUGCUGUGUGCUGGGUACCCUAAGAUGGGACAAAAAGAUUCUUGCCAGGGUGACAGCGGCGGGCCGCUCAUCACUGAGAGAAAGCUCGACAAGCGCUACGAGCUAAUAGGCGUGGUUUCAUGGGGUAAUGGAUGCGCUAGAGUGGGCUACCCAGGAGUGUACGCGAGGGUCACCAACUUCCUGGAUUGGAUAAUCGAUAACACAAAAGACUCGUGUUACUGCAGAGAA
Molecule: messenger RNA, 903 nt
Organism: Brenthis ino (lesser marbled fritillary)
Lineage: Eukaryota; Metazoa; Arthropoda; Insecta; Lepidoptera; Nymphalidae
Source: the annotation of a GenBank genome assembly